Molecule: messenger RNA, 1035 nt
Organism: Naegleria fowleri
Lineage: Eukaryota; Heterolobosea; Eutetramitea; Acrasida; Naegleriidae
Exons: 1
Coding region: 1-1035 (344 amino acids)
Source: RefSeq, a predicted model, not a curated record
AUGUUCUCGGUUGCACGUAGAUUUACCUCAUCAAGUCAUUUGGCUUCCGUAUACAAGGCUCAAAGUACCAAGACUCUCUUCGCUAAGAGUGCUAAAUUUGCUCAAAAUGCCAACAAAAGCCAUCAUCUCUUGUCCCAAGUGGGUGUGGUACAAAAAGCCUUCUCUCACGACGUGAAUAUUAACAUACAAUUUGGUUUUGAAAAUCCACAACAAGUCGUCGAUUUGUUGAAGGAACAAGGUGGAAAGGUGGAGGAAACCAACAAAUAUACCGUUACAUACUACGAUAGCGUUCCACAAGAUGAAGUUCUCUCUGAUGCUUCAGAGCUUGCCAAGCAAAGACAAUCAUUUGAGAGAUACUCAAUGACAUCCAAAGAUACAUGGCUUUGUAAAAUCACUUCUUCUGAUGGCCGCACAACUUGGAAGUGUACUUAUCCAGCUUCGGAAGAGGGAAAAACCCACUUGGACAAACCAAUUGUUGAAAGAGCUGUGGCCUACAAUACUGCAAGUGGAGAGCGAGAAAUUCGUAGAUUUUUGAAUUUGCAACAGGAUAUGACUUCCGAGGCAAGAACUGGCAAGAAAUUGGCAACCUUGGAUGAGGACCUACGAUCAAGAUUAGGCGUUGUUCCAUUUGCUAAAUUUGACAUGACUGAAACAUUUGUUUCCGUUUCUCCAUUAAUUAACUAUGCUGCUAUUAGCGUCACAUUGAAUGAAUCUUCUUUUGGAUACAAGUUGGGCUCUCUCAAUUGCCAUGUCAAUAAUGCUACUCAGGAAAUGGCUCGAGACUUGGCUAUUCACUUGAUGCGUAUCUUAAAGUCAACCAAGUUGGACAAGCUUCAAUCACCUUCCUUGAGAACCACCAUUCAAGAAUACUUGUAUAGAAAUCGUCCAAACACUCACUACAAGGUGCUCUUAGACGCUGGUAUUCGUGAUGAUAGAUUGAUGAACAAGGAAUAUGCUCAAGAAGUAUUGAAUGCUUCUUUGGAAAAGAGAGGCAUAACCCCUCCUGCUGAAGAAGAGGAAGAGGAAAGCAAGUAG